AUGGCUUCAUCCAAAUUAAACCAUGUCUAUUUGAACGGCAAAACCCUGGAAGGAGGUGGGCAGUUGGUUCGCAUUGCUAUCGGACUGUCUGCAUUGACUGGUCGUCCAGUUAGCAUUGAUCAUGUUCGCGGGAACAGAGAGGGGAAGAAGGGGCUUAAGCGAUCACAUGCUGCAGCAGUGCAGCUGUUGGCCGAGAUUAGCGGCAGCAAAGUAUCUGGAGGCGAGGUUGGCUCCCAGUCCUUGAACUUCUUUCCGCAAUCAACCAGAUCGAAAAGCGGUCCGCUCCUGGACUUGUCACAAGUCACUGUAAAGUCUGCAUACGAGAUCAAGCUCACGACUGCCGGUGCCAUUUUUCUCGUCUUCCAGGCCCUCUACCCGUAUCUGCUUCAUGUUGGAUCGCAGGCGGCUGCUCCCUUUGUGAAAGUGAACAUAACUGGUGGAACCAACGCUACUUAUUCUCCAUCAUAUGACUAUGCAGCGCAAGUUAUCGCGCCCAAUUUCGCCAAACUUGGACUUCCUCCCCUGUCCAUUAUCCUUCACAAGCGCGGCUGGACAACGGGGCCGGUUGAUCUUGGAGCAGUCACUUUUCUCAUACAUACACUCGGAUCUGGAAAUACUUCAGAUGGCCGAAAUCAAUCCAAGGAGUCAUCGGAAAAAGAACGGACAGCCAGGCCUCUGUGCAGCUUCCCACUGAUUAAUUUAAUGGAUCACAAACGCGGGAAAGUCACGCAAAUUGAUAUCACAGUGCUAGCACCUGAUCAACCCACCCUAAACGCCAACGCAGAAGACGACACGGGGAGUACUAUUCGGCAGUUUAUCGAACAAGUCACUCAACACACUCUCCGCCGGGAAACGAGAAAGCUGGAUCCGUCUAUAUUUGCUAAACGAUCUAAUUCGCCUCUACCUGAAGAGAACUCUCCCAGCAAAUCUUCAGCCAAAGAUGCACCAGUUCCCAUCGAAAUACACACAUCGGAAGCUACAAAUCACCGCAGUCACGUAUAUAUCCUUCUGGUGGCCCAUACCUCCUCAGGCUUCAGAAUAGGACACGAUAUUCUCGGCAGCAUGGGGGGCGAUCGCCAGCCCAAGUCAAAGAACAAAGGAAAGCGAAAACAACUGCCAAAUCAUGACCUUCGGCGUGAUUCUCAAAAUGAGAUAGCAUUUUCUGCGGCUGCAGAUCUAGUCCGCCGAUGUGUGGAAGGGUUCAUCGGGGAAAUCUCAAACGAGAACCCAAAUGCCAACCCAGAUCAGAAACUUGCCUCCACCAUUAAGACAGCUUGUCUAGAUAAAUAUAUGAGAGAUCAGGUUGUUGUUUUUGAGGCACUUGGAAAGGCCUGUCACGCAGGUGGGCAUGGCACCGAAGCAAGCGACAGCGAAACUUUGGAAGACGAGCGAGAUUGGACACUCCACACAAAGACCGCACAAUGGGUGUGCCGGCAGAUUUUGAACGUGUAG
This is a messenger RNA of Penicillium samsonianum, 1452 nucleotides long. Its product is annotated as putative RNA 3'-terminal phosphate cyclase. Gene Ontology annotation, biological process: RNA processing. Gene Ontology annotation, molecular function: RNA-3'-phosphate cyclase activity. NCBI's taxonomy places the organism in Eukaryota, Fungi, Ascomycota, Eurotiomycetes, Eurotiales, Aspergillaceae. The transcript has a single exon. Bases 1 to 1452 code for a protein of 483 amino acids. Gene Ontology annotation, cellular component: nucleus. The record is from RefSeq and is a predicted model, not a curated record.